AGUACUCCUAACAACUUCCAAGUGUAAACUUGCGUCUUUGGCUGUACGUAGGACAGGAGACACAUUUCCAGGUACCAAAAUCAUACAAUACAUUUCAGAGAAUUACGGGCCAGACAGAAACACAACAAAAACUUGCCGAAUUCCGGCUGUCAUAAAUCCACACUGUCCUCAAAUAAUGAAUACACGAAAUGUCUGGAUUGCAAGGUGCAGACAGAGAGCACAUAUGCUAAACACAUAAUGUAUAUAUUUGCUGCAAAAAUUGUUUUUCUUUCAUGAGACAACUGUGGUUGGGCAAGAGGCAAUGAGUGCGGGAUUUCUCGCGAUAAUCCCUGUUGAUUCCGAUCCGGUUAGUGCUGAAUGAUUCUGGAAAGAUGGCGGUCAGCAUCCGAGGCCGUCCGAGCCGAAGCGUUCGGAUGCGAGGUCGGAAUGACAGUGGGGAGGAAAAUGUACCACUCGAUCUUUCUAGAGAUCCUUCAGACAACCUCCGGGAAAUCCUACAGAAUGUUGCCAAGCAACAAGGAGUCUCCAACAUGCGCAAACUCGGUCACCUGAACAACUUCAUAAAGCUUCUCUGCAAGGUCGGCCACUCAGAAGAGAAGCUUGGGUUUACACAUGAAGAGAUCAUAAUUUGUCUCCGGUUAGCGCUGUUGAACGAGGCUAAGGAAGUGCGAGCUGCAGGGCUGAGGGCUCUACGCUACCUGAUCAGAGACAGCACUAUUCUCCAGAAGGUCCUCCGUCUUCAGGUGGACUACCUGAUCGCCAGGUGCAUAGACAUCCAGCAAAGCAAUGAGGUGGAGAGGACACAGGCUCUCAGGCUGGUGCGAAAGAUGAUCACUGUGAAUGCACUGCUCUUCCCCUCGUCUGUCACCAACUCCCUCAUUGCCGUGGGCAACGAUGGGCUACAGGAGCGAGACCGCAUGGUUCGCGCCUGUAUUGCCAUCAUCUGUGAACUUGCUGUGAAGAACCCUGUGGUGGUGGCCCAGAGGCGUGGUCUCAGCACCAUUCUGAAGAACGUGAUCGACUGUCAGCUGAGCCGCAUCAACGAGGCACUCAUCACUACCAUCCUACACCUCCUCAACCACCCACACACACGCCAGUAUGUGCACUCGGAUGUGGAGCUCGAGCAAAUCCUGGCCCCUUACACUGACUUCCACUACAGACACAAUGCAGACACGGCAGAGGGGCAGCUCAAGGAAGACAGGGAGGCUCGUUUCCUGGCAAGUAAAAUGUCCAUAGUUGCUUCCUUUCGCUCCUGGUCAGGCAUCAUUAACCUGUGCAAGUCAGGCAACUCUGGAAUCCAGUCUCUUAUUGGCCUGCUCUGUAUACCAAAUAUGGAAGUAAGGAAAGGCUUAUUAGAGGUGAUAUAUGAUAUAUUCCGGCUCCCCAUGCCGGUUGCGACUGCAGACUUUAUUGAAGCACUUAUCAGUGUGGACCCUAGCAGGUUCCAAGACAAUUGGAGGUUAUCAGAUGGCUUUGUGGCUUCUGAAGCAAAAGUUAUCCUUCCACAUCGAGCUCGAUCAAGGCCUGACUUAAUGGAUAAUUACCUGGCGUUGGUACUGUCUGCCUUCAUCAAGAGUGGACUUCUUGAGGGUCUCGUUGAGGUUAUCACAAGCACUGAUGACCCCAUCUCUGUGCGAGCCAUCAUUCUACUGGGAGAACUGCUUCACAUGGCCAACACCAUCCUCCCCCACUCCCACAGCCACCACCUGCACUGUCUACCCACACUCAUCAACAAGGCUGCCUCCUUCGACGUCGCCCAGGAGAAGAGACUACGGGCGAGUGCAGCGGUCAACUACCUGAAACGUUUCCACGAGAAGAAGAAGAGAGGACCCAAACCCAACAGCCUGUACCUGGACCACAUCAUCCGCAAAUCGAAGGCUUCUCACUACUGUAGAGAUCAGCACUUUAGACCACAGAGAGAUAUCUUUGUCAUUAAGGACACUGAGGAUGCUCUUAUGAUGAACCUGAGAGACAGCCACAUCCUCAACCACAAAGAGAACCUGGACUGGAACUGGGUUCUCAUCGCAACAAUAUUGAAGUGGCCAAACGUUAACCUGCGGAGCAAUAAAGAUGAACAAAUGCACAGGUUUGUACGCAGGCUGCUGUUCUUCUAUAAGCCCAGCAGUAAGCUGUACUCCAGCCUGGAGCUGGACCACAGUAAGGCCAGGCAGCUCACUGUGGUAGGAUGUCAGUUCAUCGAGUUCCUCCUGGAGUCUGAGGAGGAUGGGCAGGCAUACCUGGAGGACCUGGUGAAGGACAUAGUCCAAUGGCUCUCCUCUUCCUCGGGGCUCAAGCCUGACCGCGGUCUCCAGAGCAACGGGUUGCUCACCACUCUCAGCCAGCACUACUUCCUGUUCCUGGGCACUCUUUCCUCACACCCGCAUGGCGUCAAGAUGCUGGAGAAGUGCAGUGUCUUCCAGUGCCUGUUGAACAUCUGUACUCUGAAAAAUCAGGACCACCUGCUGAAACUCACUGUCUCCAUACUGGACUACAGCCGUGACGGGCUGUCCAGGGUCAUCCUGUCCAAGAUCCUCACUGCUGCCACUGACAACUGCAGGUUGUAUGCCACUAAACACCUGCGAGUGUUGCUUCGUGCCAAUGUGGAGUUCUUCAGUAACUGGGGCAUCGAGCUGCUGGUCACCCAGCUCCACGACCGCAACAAGACCAUCUCCAUGGAGGCGUUGGACAUACUGGACGAGGCCUGUGAGGACAAGGCAAACCUCCAUGCUCUGAUCCAGAUGAAGCCAGCUCUCACACACCUGGGGGACAAGGGCGUCCUGCUGCUGCUACGGUUCUUGUCCAUUCCAAAGGGCUUCUCCUACCUAAGUGAGAGGGGUUACGUCACCAAGCAGCUAGAGAAAUGGCAGAAGGACUAUAACCUGAAGUAUGUGGACAUGAUAGAGGAGCAGCUGAACGAGGCUCUCACCACGUACCGCAAGCCUGUCGAUGGAGACAACUAUGUACGCCGAAGCAACCAAAGGUUACAGAGGCCAAAUGUUUAUCUUCCUGUUCAUCUGUAUGGCCAGCUUGUCCAUGAUAAGACAGGCUGCCAUCUACUGGAAGUCCAGAAUGUGGUUCCUGACCUAAGCUACACUGUCCGUUCCCCAAUGCUGGACAAGUGGGAGGGCAUCAAACAGCUAAAGGCAGCACUUUGGGCCUUGGGUAACAUAGGGUCAUCAAACUGGGGGUUGAACCUCUUACAGGAGGAGGGGGUGAUCCCUGACAUAGUGGUUCUGGCCCAGCACUGUGAGGUUCUCUCCAUCAGGGGGACGUGUCUGUACGUGUUGGGGCUGAUCUCAAAGACACGUCAGGGCUGUGACAUGCUGAAGCAGCACGGCUGGGACGCUGUAAGACACAGCCGGCGGACGCUGUGGCCCGUUGUCCCAGACGACAUGGAGCCCUCCCCCAACCCGCCCAGCCUGCUGUCCUCUGUCCCCUCCACCCUCAGCCUCGCCUCUGACUCCACCAGCUCUAGACACAACAGUGAGAGUGACUCCACACAGCCCAGUAAGUCUCAGCCCAGUAUGUACAUCAUGGACGAUGAGCGGCUGGAGAACUGUGACCUGUCGGACGAUCCUCCCAUGUACAUGAGACCCAAGUACAAGGACCGCAGCCCCUUCACCCUCCUGGCUUCCAGCCACUUCCGUAACCGCCUCCUCCACUCUCUGUCGCUCUCCGGGAAGAUGCUGCGCAGCACCAGCGACCCUAAGGGCACCACCAGGGACCACGGAGGAGGGAUGGAAGAGGAUCAGGGGCGCAAACGCACCGUUACUGAACCCAGCUACACUUUUGGAUCUUCAGAUGUCUUCCCAAUCUAUAAUGAUGGCCACCUGCCCAAAAGCCCCUCUGUCAACCUAGAAACUUCCAUUGUGGGCAGCAAGACCCCUGAAAACCAGGGCAGCACCCCCAACCUCGGUGAGGGAGAUGGGGAAGGGAGGCUGCCAGGCCGGUCAGUGGGGGUAGGAGGGUCAGGGGUGGGUGGGGAGAACCAGAGAGAGCAGACUAGCCGGGAACGCCUGGCCGGGGAUGGCCCGUCCGGAGGGGGCGGGGGGGCUCAGUUUAAAUCGCGCAGUCAGAGCUUCAACACGGACACAACCACCAGCGGCAUCAGCUCUAUGAGUUCCAGCCCCUCCAGGGAGACCCUGCCCUCCACCAUCGACACGGACGGUGUCAGCCUCAACAGUGUGAUCAGCGCCCAGACCAUCCAGACCCUGACCUCCCUCACCCCCCAGCCCCACACCGCCCACCUCUCCUCCCUGUCCAAAUCUAGCUCUACCUCCCUGGUGCCCCCCGGCUCCUCCCACACCCUCCCCCGCCGCGCCCAGUCUCUCAAGUCGCCUUCGUUGACCACCCUGAGCGGCCUGACGGACUGCAGCCUCAUGUACUCCAACUCCCGCGACGCGCUGGGCUACGCCACGCUGAAGUACGCCACUUCCUGUGACACGUACGCCAGUCAGCGUGAUGCGCUGGGCUACGCCACGCUGAAGUACGCCACUUCCUGUGACACGUACGCCAGUCAGCGUGAUGCGCUGGGCUACGCUACGCUGAAGAGGCUACAGCAGCAGAGGAUCCACUCGUCCCUGUCCCACAGCGAGGCUCUGGCCUCCCCAGCCAAAGACGUGCUCUUCACUGAUACCAUCACCAUGAAGACAGGCAGCCUGGACUCCAGACUCACCCCACGGCGGUUCCUGAAGGCUCUGAGUUUUGCCUCCCUGGACAAGGAGGAUCUGCUGAGCCCCAUCAGCCAGAACACUCUGCAGCGGUCCUCCUCAGUGAGAUCCAUGGUGUCCAGCGCCACCUACGGCAGCUCUGAUGACUUCAUCGGCCUGGCGCUGCCAGUGGACAUUAACAACAUGUUUCAGAUAAAAGAAACACCAUAUUUCCUGAAGAGGACCAGCCCUCCCUCUGAGGACAGAUCUGCCAAAUUCUUCUCUGGAGACUCAGAUGGCCCCAGCCCUCACUCCAGGCAUGCAGUGCUUCGCUCCCAGCUGAGCAUCACAGAGCUGAUGGGGGUGAGCCGGGCGGAGCAGCAGAAGUUGCUGGGCUCAGAGGAGACUGGUCUACAGGAACACAACGAUGACAACUGCCUCUACUGCACUGGGCUCUCUGUGCUUGGCUUCAGCGCUUCCAAUAGCAGCCCAGACUUGACAGAGGAACCCCCUUUCUCAGAAUGGUGCGGUCCGCCUGUGCAGAACCACCUGGAGGUCAUGGGCCAAACCAAACUGUCAGGGGUUUCCGGGUGCAGUGAUGCUGUGUCUCAGGGCUCCCCAGGAAGCACCCGCAGCACUGAACUGAUUUUGGGAGUGAAGUCCAUUCCAGAGGAAUCGCCAGCCGGCAGGGUUCUCCUCAGGAAGGAGGUCCUGCGUCUCGUGGUCAACCUCAGCUCCUCUGUGGGGAUCAAAGGCCACGAGACUAACCUGCUAACGAUCAAGGAGAAAUUCCCAUAUGCAUUCGAUGACAUCUGUCUCUAUUCUGAGGUGUCUUACCUGCUUGCCCACUGCAUGUUCCGUCUGUCCGCACGCCGCUUCAUCCAGGAGCUCUUUCAAGACGUGCCAUUCAUUCCGAUGUACGAAGAGGCAGAGGCCAUCCUCUCCAUGCCCCCAAAGAAUGGACCGGCCGACCCUCCCACUGAGCCCUGAGUCAACCCUACUGCCCUUCCCUUCUGUCUCACAGCCUGUCAAACCCUGAGUCACCACUACUGAUCUUCCAGUCAACCACAACCCCUAAAGCCUGAAUCACACCCCACCCCCGGAACCUUCAGCUUACCCUCAAACCUCAACCCCCGGAACCUUCAUUUAACCCUCAAACCUCAACCCCCGGAACCUUCAUUUAACCCUCAACCCCCACCCCCGGAACCUUCAGCUAACCCUCAAACGUCAACCCCACCCCCGGAACCUUCAGCUUACCCUCAAACCUCAACCCCCGGAACCUUCAUUUAACCCUCAACCCCGGAACCUUCAUUUAACACUCAAACCUCAACCCCCAUGACCCUUCAGUUAACCCUCAACCCACACCCCCCUGAACCUUGGACUUUGUAGCCCUCAAACAUCAGUCAACCCACACCCCUGACGUGUGAGACAACCCUAACCCCUCAACCACAAACGCUUGAGUCACUACCAACCACAGCUCUUUAGGGCCUGAGUCACCUUCCACCCCCACAUCCUCCCUUACCUCUCCAUACCAGAGUGCACUCACUGUAUGUCCUCCUGGGAUUUGGACAAAAAUGAAAAUAUGGAGGGAAGAAAUAUGUUCUUCCUAUUGACUAAGUUUUAGAUAUGAUGGAUGAUAACGCAGGAUGAACAAAUAUUCUGUUUUUUUUUAUCUGAUCAAAUGAUGGCAGCCAGCUAUGAGUGUUUUUAACAGAGCUCAUUUUUGGGAAAUUCUUCACAAACUGAGCUUGGAUCACAAUCAAAUCCAAAUGACUUAAAACGGUCCAUCAUUCCUGAGGGCUUCCUCAGUUAUUUUUAAUAUAUGACUGCAUCCCAACCACUGGUGUGAAAUACCACAGCAUGUUGUUUUUGGCUUGGCUUCUCCCAAAGUGGAUCCAUUGACUUUGACUUAAACACUAAAGAGUAGGGUUCCUCUGCAUAACACUAAAACCUCUGCAUCUGGAGAGAGGACCAUGCCAUUGUGAAAAUCAUUGCGCCUGAACAAAGAACAGUGAAGGAGAAUAGUGAUAAAUACUUUUGGUAUUGCUCUAUUUAAUGACGUCAGAUACAGGUCAGCCAAAUGAUCAUCAUUCACUGGUGCAGUUUGGUGGUUGUCUCUCUUAUUUGUUGAUGUGCUAAAGAGGAAAUGUUCCUCCUUGCCCUUUGCUGAAUUUUGUUUUGUUAUUUUGUUUAGGACUUUGUUUGUCUGUGUUUUUAAGCAUAUAUAUUAAGAACUGAACAACUCCAUGUAGGAGUGAAAUCUAUCAAAACAUUGAACAUCUGUCUGUGUGUUUCAGCACAGAAGAGUUAUUAACGGUCAGUUACUCAACUGAUGACUGAAACUAUGGCUGCAUUUAUUUUUGUUUACGACCUAGAAAUUUAAACCCUAAAAUAAAAGUGCAGGGUGGAAACAAGAGAUUUGGUUCUCAUCAAAGUAGAGGAAGACCUGUAUGACUGCUACCCCUUCUGUCAUAAAUUUAUUCAGAACAUGGUUCAUGAAAACAGUCACUAUUUGAUGGCCAUGUAGAGUUGCUGCUUCAUUCCACAGUCAUUCAGUAGCCAUUCCCAUCAGUUUCCAUUCAUUUCUGUCAGUUGCCAUUCCACAGUCAUUCAGUAGCCAUUCCCAUCAGUUUCCAUUCAUUUCUGUCAGUUGCCAUUCCACAGUCGGAAGCCAUUCCUGUCCGUUUCCAUUUCUCAGUCAGUUGCCAUUAAUUCCUGUGUUAGUUGCUGUUCCUUAGACUGUGUCCUUGGGAGUCACUGUCUGCUUGUUCUUAAUCUGGUAAAACUGGGGAAUAAUGAAACUGGAGUAAACGUUUUGAAGUGGAGCUCAGGUACUGCCUGAACAUGUCCAAUAAGAACACUCGUUUAAUUGGAAAACUCAGCCACUUCCGGGUGGAAAUCUAGCUACAUGUUUGUAAAAUGACGGAUUAAAACAGUCACUGUACUGUUUGUGUUUUUGCUAUGCAAGAUGCCUGUUAAUUGUGAGCCCAAAUGUACAUGUAUAGGUUAUUAACUGGUUUGAUAUAUUUCAGCUUUUGUUUGAAUUUUGUUUAGCUGUUGGCUCAUUGUUUCAUUACUGUUUUAAAGAAGUGGUGGCUACCAUUGUGUGGUCCUUUCCAACAGGAUUCACUUUGACUGAAGAUGGUACUUGCUGCACUGAAUCCUUCAACAUGCACGUAUGACUAUUCUGACAAUGGAAGUGUUUCGGCCUACUGUUGAAAAUGGCCUUGGUUAAGUGAUGAAUUUGUUAGAGAAAUGGACUGGUGAAAAGAGGAUUGGGGUGCACUUAGCAAUCAACAUGAAAUAAGUAUGUAAUUACUACAGAAAAUAUUUUCCUGUAUAAAUGCGUAAUGUUGAAAAGUUAGGUCCUCUGCGAGCAGAGAAUUGUAUAGUUGCAGCCCACAAUGUGCAUAGUGGAUCACUGCUCUAAAUGAAAAAUAAAUGUGGAUAUUUAAUAUCGCAGAUUCCCACUCAACUAUACCUUCAUAUAACCUUAUUUUGCACGUUUGCAUUCUAAGAGACCUCAGUUCACCUUUUCAACAAACUGCAAAAUUCUAAAUAGUGGUUAAAUGUUGUUUUUUGUCAAGUCUACAGUACAUUUCAUAGUUAGACACAUUUGAACAUAAUACUGAUGUUUCAGAUAUAUAUUGAAUAAGGUCAAUUAUUUGGGAACAUAAUUGUACUACUUUCUCUUGGGGACCAAAAAGCUAAACUGAAAAGCCAAUAAUUAUUUGUUAUCUAGCAAUUGUUUGAAACAACAGGAAGUAGUAACUUAAAUAUUGAACUUUGUCUACAUUUGAGUGAUUUGAAGUGGACUUUUGCUGAUAAAGCACUGUAAUGGGGAUGUGAAAACAAAGCCUUUAUUGUACCUGGACCGUUUAGGAACAGAGAGACAAAGAUAAGAGAAGUGUUAUUUAUAUUUUUCCUCAAGUGAAAACAUUUUCAAGAAGAUGUAUAUAAGUCUGUGUGUCUCCCCCUAAUUUGUGGUUUUCCUUGUACAGAACUAUGUAUGUUUUUGGCAUUUUAUUUAGGCCAUUAGAAUCAUUCUUAUUAAAGGGAUGCAUUGAUAAUAAAAAUAUCAUCUACUCA
Oncorhynchus nerka (sockeye salmon) is the source of this 8738-nucleotide messenger RNA. Its product is annotated as rapamycin-insensitive companion of mTOR-like. The record is from RefSeq and is a predicted model, not a curated record. Gene Ontology annotation, biological process: positive regulation of phosphatidylinositol 3-kinase/protein kinase B signal transduction; TORC2 signaling. Gene Ontology annotation, cellular component: TORC2 complex. Lineage: Eukaryota; Metazoa; Chordata; Actinopteri; Salmoniformes; Salmonidae. Gene Ontology annotation, molecular function: protein serine/threonine kinase activator activity.